GGCACCGCCAGUCCGGGGGCGCUGUCGGCCGGGGUGGGGCCUCGACAACGCUGCGGAAGCCAACCGUUUACUCGUUGGCGGGUACACUGGAAGUAGUGUCCAAGCGUGUGUCGUCGUCGAUCGUACCUAACUGGCAUCGGAAGUUGUAAUCCCAAGUCGCCAAGGUUUACCUUCACUUCAGCCAGGCCAGUGCCAUGGCUCGACCAGCCCCGACAAACGCUGUUCGGCGGUCGCUCCCACCUCGGCUUCCGCUGCUGCUUCUGCUGGUGUUGUCGCUGCUUUUGAACACCGUUUCCGGCCGUCGUCAGCUGCCUGAGACGCUCCGAGAGCGGGAUGUGUUCUGCGAGACCUGCUACGCUGUCAGUACAGAAAUGUACGAGAUUGUCAAGACGACGUCCAAGGGCAGUCUGGAGCAGCGGAUAGACAAGGCACUGAGCCGGGUGUGCUCUGAACAGCGGCUCGGUCGGUACGCCUUCCCUGCCGACCGGCUCCGAGAGAGCUGCAAGGACCUCAUAGCCACAUUUGAAAACGAGUUGGGUCUGGGUCUGCUGGCUGCCUUCCAGCCAGGAAAGAAGCCGAAGUCGGCAGCCACCAUCAAGGAUAUUUGUGUGACCAGGAUGAAAGCCUGCAAGAAGAUCAACGCCAUCCCCAGUCUCAGACCGAAGAAGGAAUCAUCCCAAGCAUCCCAGCCGGAGUCUGCCUCCACAAGCACGUCCAAAAAAGAUCGACCCGACUCGCCGCCUGAAGCCGCCCCUGCGCAGUCGGCUGACCGUGACGUCACGGGCAGUGAAUCGGCUGAUCAGGGGUCAAGGUCACCAACGACCGAAGGGAAGGACGAACUAUGAAAGAUGACAGCUCGAUAAGAAAACGACGAGAUUAUGUAAAUGCACAUGCAGUUGGGUACUACAUAACCGUUUACUCGUAGAAGGUACUGCUUGUGAUUAUCCGAUCAUCAUGUUCCUAUGUAAUACAGUGUUUCCAUUUGUA
Molecule: messenger RNA, 987 nt
Organism: Amphibalanus amphitrite
Lineage: Eukaryota; Metazoa; Arthropoda; Thecostraca; Balanomorpha; Balanidae
Exons: 4
Coding region: 195-845 (216 amino acids)
Source: RefSeq, a predicted model, not a curated record